Molecule: messenger RNA, 6756 nt
Organism: Spirodela intermedia
Lineage: Eukaryota; Viridiplantae; Streptophyta; Magnoliopsida; Alismatales; Araceae
Source: the annotation of a GenBank genome assembly
AUGGAAGCGCAAACGGAGAGCGGGCUCAAAAGCGAGGCGGCUGCAGACUCGCCGACCUCUGUGCUCGAAGACGAGGUCGUAUUCGACAGAGUUUCUCAUUUUGAGGGCUUAUUCUUGAUUUAUCGAAGUGUUUCCACUCUGUACGCCGAUUUGUUUAAGAGGAAUUUUUGCGCUAAAUGUUUACUCUCCUGUAUACUGUAACUGUUCCCCCGCGGUUCUUACACAGAGGCUUGAAAACAUGCACUUUCAUCUUGCUUGGAGUAGUGUGUCAUUCGCUGGUGUUUCAUUUUUCAUUCAACGAUGCAUUUCGAUUUUAGGUAUUUUGAUAUUGUAGAAUGCUUUUAUCGACUGGUGGAGUUCAUUUUCUUGCUUCAUUUUCUUUUGCUCAGCGUUUUUCCACGUGCUAGGUACCUGUUUUGUGUAAUGUUGAUUUGUCACCGUCAUAUUAACAGGACACUUGCAGCAGCAUGGAUGGUCGACAGGCCGUCUCUGAAGAGGGAGAGAAACCUAUGCUUGACGACGGCAUGCUACUGCUUGAUGCGAAGAACGGCGACGUCUCCCUUAUCUCGAAAACCAUGGCUGAGGAGGAGAAAAAAUUACUGGAAGAGCGAACGCGAGAUGAUGAAGGGAGUAAGAGAGACGAGGUCAAACCAGUCAUGGACAGGAACUCACAGUUCAGUAAACUGGACGAACUAUUGACGCAGACGCAGCUGUACUCGGAGUUCCUUCUCGAGAAGAUGGAUAACAUAACCUUUGUAUUAGCACUCUUCAGAUUUAUCGCUAUGAAAUUUUUGUACCGUUCCUUCUAUAGUAAUACUAUUAUGGAUCUCUUGCCUGCCAGAGCGGUGCUGAGAACCAAGCCGUAGAAAAGGAUUCCGUCUCGAAGAAGCAAGUAGGGAGAGGCAGAAAGCGAAAACCCACCGUGCAGUACAACUCGGUGAGCUGUUUUUUUUUUCUCGAACUCUAUCUCACGCGAUUGACAAAUACAGUUUACGUUUGUCAACACUUCUGAUUGAUCGCCAAUGGUUUUAGUGUGACUUUUUCUUGUCCGGUGUUUAUUAAUGUAUUCAUUGGCUUUCUGUAAGCAUUUGCAAGGUGGCCCCAGCCAAGCCCAUCUUUGGCCUGGUUGAGGAUCAAGAGUGGUCCUCCUUGUUUGGCGAAGGCCAAGCUUCCGAAUGUGAGGAGAGACUAAGGGGAGCGGCUGUUGUGAGAGAUAUGGAGGAUGUGUGGCAAUACAAGAGGGCUGGAGUAAUUGAGGGAAAAUUGAUGUAUAGGAAGAUUAUGUGGUCAUUAUGUUCAACCAUCGGAGGUUAUGGUGGUGCAACCUCUUUGCUUACCAGAUCAAGAAGAGAGGGGAUGGGAAAAAAAAGUGAGGACGUGGAGAGUGGAUGAAUAUGACGGGGUUAAGGGAAGGGAGCAUUUGGAAUUGGAGUGGUUAUGCUUCUUUCUCUCUUUUAUAUGUAGAUUAUGCGUUAUAUUGAUCCUGACAUCUUGUACGUCUUAAUAUGUGAUAUACUUUGAUAGUAUCAUUUAUAAGUGCAUAAGUGAGAGGCCUUUUAUGCUAUAUAUUAUGUUUUUAAAAGCCGUCUACUCCUGAAUGAAGUACUCGGAGUAUGUUCAAUUGCUGGAGUAACAGUCAUUAUUUUAUCCUUAAACGGAAGAGAGGUAGUCAAUUUUUCCAAUGAGGGAGAAUAAACCCAGGCACGACGCCACUAUGAUUUGCCACAGGAGCAAUGUGCUAUUUUAUCAUGCGAGGAUGUACCUUACAAAGGUAGAGGCUAGGUAAGAGUUUAUGAGUAAGCAAACAAGGCAUCUGCACGGUAUCUUUUCCAUCAGGGAGUACUGUUACGAACUUUUGAAGGUUGCCAUUGUUACCAACAUUGGCAGGAAAAUUUAGCCAUAAAAAAAUGUGUGCCUAAAAAUCUUUUGUUUUGUUCAUGCUAUAAUCGAGAUAGCUAGAAGUUUUUCUCAUCUUCAUCAGUAGUCUCCGUCUUCCCCAUUUUUUGAAAGCGUUCGGUGUCUAUCAUUUUGUUUACUCGCAAAAUUUGACCUCUGUUUCAUCUCUUUGGGUAUUUAUCUCCGUUUUGUGACAUGCAUUGUCAUAAUGUAUUUUUCUUUUGGCACUCUUCUUCACAGGGGAGAGCCAAGACUGCUGUUGCAGCCAUGUUGACAAGAGCUCAGGAAAGCACCGAGUCUGAAGAUCUUCAAGUCUCUGAGGAGGAGAGAACUGAGAAAGAACAAUCUGAGCUUGUACCAUUGAUGACUGGUGGAAAGCUAAAGCCGUACCAACUGAAAGGUGUGAAAUGGCUGAUAUCAUUGUGGCAAAAUGGCCUUAAUGGAAUCCUAGCUGAUCAAAUGGGGCUUGGCAAGACAAUCCAAACAAUUGCGUUUCUUGCACAUCUUAAAGGCAAGGGUUUGCACGGACCUUAUUUGGUAAUCGCCCCACUUUCAACACUAUCAAACUGGGUGAACGAGAUUUCAAGGUAGAAUUAUCAUCCUCAUUCCAUUUAGUUUUAUUUCACUGAGUUGAAUGUUCCUUAUGUAGUUUUAUUUCAGGUUUGUUCCUUCAAUGAGAGCAAUUAUAUACCAUGGGACGAAGAAGGAGAGGGUUGAGUUACGGAAAAAGUUUAUGCCUAGAGAAAUCGGUCCAAGGUUUCCAAUUGUAGUGACGUCAUAUGAGGUUGCGUUGAAUGAUGCUCUACCUCUAUCUACUUACAGCUGGAAGUAUGUUGUCGUGGACGAGGUUAGCUUGAUAUAAAUUGUCUAAUCAGUGUUUAGUUAUUCUUCCAUGUCUGAGUACUGGAGCAGAAGCAUGCUAUCAUGGCACAAAUUUUGCUUAUUCUUUAUGUGUUUUUUUUAAUGUAUGCUCUUUUUAUUGUCUAGGGUCAUCGGCUAAAGAAUACAAACUGCCUAUUGUUGAAAGCAUUGAGACGUUUGCCAAUUGAGAAUAAACUUUUACUCACUGGAACUCCUUUGCAAAACAACCUAGCUGAAUUGUGGUCAUUAUUGAACUUUAUUUUGCCUGAUAUUUUUUCUUCUCAUCAAGAAUUUGAAUCCUGGUAAGUUUCAUUAGUUUUUUGCUUAUCGAUUUUUAUGAUGAAGCUUGCACUUUUUAAAAGUUUGCUUUAAUAUUUAUUUUCAUUAUUAACAGCUUUACAGUGUAACAUAUUUAAAUCACCGGCUUAGUUAUAUAUCAUGCAGAUUUCUUUCUUGGAUUUAUUUUUGUAUUCAGGAUUUGUGUUAAAAAAAUAUUGCGACAUUUAGUUUCUCUUCCUUUUCAUCGUUUUGCUUUAUGUGCAACAUCUUUCUAGAACUCACGUGAUUCUUGUACUUGGUUAAUUGAACAAGAUUGCCCAGCUUGAUUACUUGAUUCAUUUAAUUUGAUAUGAAAUAUGGCUGUCAAGAUUGAUUACAACACACUGAAACAUCCAAUCUGGCAUAAAAUUAGGGUGCUACUUGGCUGACCAUGAGCCCCUUUUCCAUUACGGUGUUCUGUGUGAAAGAGAAUGGGUUCUGGCAGUUAUCGGUCAUCCCGUUAUUUUUUUGUCACCGUGGGCUGUUGAUAUAGACCUUUUGGGAUAGAAAUAAGGUUGGCUGCACUAUGCCAUAAAAAAUAAAUCUUUUAUCCUUGGAGUUCCAGGUGAUUAACCCUUACGUGUUUGACUAUUACGAACCGCUUGUGCGAGAGCCAUGCUUAUGCUUGCUGCCCAUUACCAGGGAAGUAGCUUGCUUACUCCUAAUUGACGACUGGUCCACGUGACCAAUGCUUGUCAAAGGGAACCCUAAUGGUGGUCCUGCGUGUGCAUAGAGCGCAUCCGCUGAACUAUUGAAAUUUUCGCAGGAACUUAGCUCAGUCUUUUCAAAUUACCAAUGAGUUAUUGAUUUUUAGUUAGAUGUUGAAUGAUGUUUUGUCGAUGAGACUAUAACUAAUUCAAAUGUCUCAAGUGAACUUAUUAAUAUUAAGGAGGCUUAUUUAAAUGCUGACUCGUCAUCUCUUGAAUAAUUGGUAUGAUGCUCUGCAACUUUAUGAAAAAUGUGUCUGAAGUCUAAUGUGGCAGACAUACGGGAUCAUAAUCUCAUAUACUGUGUAAGAUUCUUAGACACUGGUGAAGCCAUGUAAUACAUAGUCACAAAUUCACCAUUGUGACUCUAGGAUCAUUGGUCUAUGCGUUCCUGGGUCUAUCUUACCCCUUGUCAGUGCUGUCUCAAAUUGACCUUCAACAGCUUGCCACCUCAAAUAAUGCUAUAUGGUCAAUGGUUUAUGAUCAUAAAUUUCGUUUUUGAAAUUUUGACUUUGCUUUGGGCUGGUGGUUGCAUUGACUUUGCAUUUUGUUGCGAACUUCUAUGGCUGCUGGUUUCAUCAUUUUGUUUGACGUGGUAUCCUUUUCAGGUUCGAUCUAUCUGGCAAGUACAGCUCAGAUACUCAUAAAGAGGAAAGCGAAGAAAAGAGAAGGAUCGAGGUAUCCUGUUGCUUUCUCUCCUUAUAAAAUAUCUCUGUGUGUGUGUGCGUGUGUGUGCCUAUGUGUGAUUCUCCGUGCAUGCAUCAUAGUGCAGAUGGUGUCAAAGCUCCAUUCAAUCCUACGUCCAUUUCUAUUGAGAAGAAUGAAGGCAGAUGUGGAACAGUUACUUCCACGGAAGAAGGAGAUCAUCUUGUACGCUAACAUGACUGAUCAUCAGAAGAAAAUUCAAGAUCAUUUACUCGAUAAGACACUCGAGAACUACAUGGAACAUCAGGCAGAAAGCGGUGAGCAAAAUAAAUUAUAAUUGAUCAAGACGAAUUAUAGACAAUUAUAUGGAUAUUUUGAGGCAUUGUGGAAAUAAUUUUUCUGCACUUCUGCUGCAUUGUUCCUCAAAUCCCACUCGUCCGUGCCGCAGUGAUAUGGAAAAAGGGUGUGCGGGGAAAGUUGAAUAAUUUGGCAAUUCAAUUGAGAAAGAACUGCAACCACCCUGAUCUCUUGGAGUCUGCUUAUGAUGCAUCAAGUAUGCUUCACAAAGUCGGUUUUACUCUUUGCUCUGACAACUGUCAUAUUAGUAUCGUAAUGAACUAUCUGCUUUCACAGGUUUGUAUCCACCCAUUGAUAAGCUGGUUGAGCAGUGUGGCAAAUUUCGCUUGCUGGACAGACUAUUGACUUUGUUGCUAGCUCGGAAGCAUAAGGUACUAAUAGAAUGAAUUGUUUCUGUAUCACCACCAUUGCGAUUUCCUUGUGUUUCCUAACAUGGAAUGUUCCAGGUUCUGAUUUUUUCUCAGUGGACUAAGAUUCUAGACAUCCUAGAAUAUUUCCUAAGCGAGAAAGAGCUUGAAAUUUGUAGAAUCGACGGAAAUGUGAAACUUGAUGAAAGGAGAAGGCAGGUUCGUACAUCUUCUUUAGGUCGCCAUCCUUGUCAUAUGUUUCUAGAACGUUAAUCUGCCAGCAUCAUUGCAGUUCAUCUUGGUCUUUCCAAGUCGUUGUGCUCGCUGAGACGUGUAGAUAAUUGAUGUUCAUUAAUGUUUGCUUCAGGGUGGUCAUAAACUGAUGCCUGGAUCUGGCAAUCCAGGGAUUGGGCUUUCAUACCAUUCUCAGAUUUUUUUUCCUUUUUAUGCAUGCUAUAUUAUCUUUCUGUUUCUAGUCGUUUGUGUGAUGGCUACAUUGGUCUGAUGUUAUUAUUUCUUAAACGAUCAGAUUGACGAAUUCAAUGAUUUAAAUAGCAACACGAGAGUAUUCCUUCUCAGCACCAGAGCUGGUGGACUAGGCAUCAACCUAACUGCAGCUGAUACCUGCAUAAUUUAUGACAGUGAUUGGGUAUGCUGCUUCUCGCCUCAGUGCGGUCAUUUCUAUUACGACCAAAGCUUUUGAAGUAUACCUGAUCAGAUAAAUACUUGCUGUGAUCCAGAAUCCGCAAAUGGACCUGCAGGCGAUGGACAGGUGCCAUAGGAUCGGACAAACAAAACCUGUACAUGUUUACAGGCUGGCUACUGCAAACUCAAUAGAAGUAUUUAUGUGCCACAAUUUGAUGAAUACAAGGAAACCUUCAUGUCUCUACUUGAUGCAUUUCAUCUGUGUGCAGGGUCGGAUGUUGAAGAGAGCUUUUAGUAAGCUAAAACUGGAGCAUGUUGUAAUCGGAAAAGGACACUUCGAGCAGGAGAGAAGAAAACCUGAUACAUUGGAGGUUGGUCCGCCUCUAUAUCUACAUUAGGCCCUCCCAUGCGUCUAGCCUAUGUUGAAGGGGAAUGGGUGGGAGUGAUACAUGCUGCAGUAGCAUGAAGAUUGGUCGUUGGGUUCUGGCCCAAGUUGGGCUAGGCCAGGUCCAAUUUUCUUACUGAGCUUGAUGUUGAAAGGCAUGUUUGGGAAAAGAAUAGGACAAACCCGAGCUUGAGGAUUGGCCCGCUAACAUUCCCUACGAAGCAUGCGAUCUGAUUUUCUUGAUGCAUCGGUUUUUAUUCCAGUGUGGUCUAAUCUGAUCUGGCGUCGUUUGGUUGUCACUGUAAGCUGCAACCUGUCCUGAGCGGGUUCGUCUCAUUCGUUUCAGGAGGAGGAGCUGUUGGCAUUGCUCCGAGAUGAAGUGGAUGCGGAGGACAAACUAGUUCAGAGGGAUAUCAGUGACGAAGAUCUUCUAAGGGUCUUGGAUCGCAGUGAUCUCACUCCUUCAAUUGCCGACGAAGGGAGGAAACAUUCUGUCAAUGAAGAAGUUUCAUCCUUUCCUCUGAGAGGGCCCGGUUGGGAGGUCGUCCUGCCAGCUAAAAGCGGUGGAGGUCUGCUUUCUGCAGUUAACAGCUAA